Kuraishia capsulata CBS 1993 is the source of this 1413-nucleotide messenger RNA. RefSeq lists its product as uncharacterized. The transcript has a single exon. Gene Ontology annotation, molecular function: oxidoreductase activity, acting on the CH-OH group of donors, NAD or NADP as acceptor; NAD binding. The record is from RefSeq and is a predicted model, not a curated record. Lineage: Eukaryota; Fungi; Ascomycota; Pichiomycetes; Pichiales; Pichiaceae. The coding region runs from base 1 to 1413 and encodes 470 amino acids.
AUGUCAUCUCCAAGACCUAUCCAGAAGCUUUCCGAGGAUUUCAGAACCGCCGUGAAUCUGUCGACUUCUCCAGGCGCGGUUUCGACCUCUCCAAAUGCUUCCUACAUCAACCAGGCUAGACCAAGAAGCUACUCUAUGGCUAAGCCAGCCAAGGCCUUGAAGCCUUUUUCCACCGGAGAUAUGAAAAUAUUACUUCUAGAGAAUGUCAAUGAGACUGCAAUCGAAAUCUUUAACAAGCAGGGUUAUCAAGUUGAGUUCCACAAGUCUUCUCUUCCAGAAGAGGAACUGAUUGAAAAGAUCAAAGAUGUCCAUGCCAUUGGUAUCAGAUCUAAGACCAAAUUGACCGCAAAUGUGCUGAGACAUGCCAAGAACCUUGUUGUGAUUGGUUGUUUCUGUAUUGGAACUAACCAGGUGGAUCUGGAGUAUGCUGCCAAAUCUGGUGUGGCCGUGUUCAACUCUCCAUUCUCCAACUCCAGAUCCGUCGCUGAGCUGGUGAUUGCCGAGAUCAUCACCUUGUCAAGACAACUUGGUGACAGAUCCAUCGAGAUGCACUCUGGAGUUUGGAACAAGGUGAGUGCCAGAUGCUGGGAGAUCAGAGGCAAGACCCUUGGAAUUGUCGGUUAUGGCCAUAUCGGUGCUCAGCUUUCUGUGCUUGCCGAGGCCUUUGGAAUGCACGUUAUCUACUACGAUGUGAUGAUGAUCAUGGCUCUUGGUACUGCCCAGCAGGUUCCAACUCUGAACGAUCUGUUAAACCAGUCCGACUUUGUCACCCUGCAUGUCCCAGAGACCCCAGAGACCAAGGACCUUAUGUCGACCCCACAGUUCGCGGCCAUGAAGGACGGUGCUUAUCUCAUCAACGCUUCCAGAGGAACUGUUGUGGAUAUUCAGGCCUUGGUGGACGCUUUGAAACUUGGCAAGCUUGCAGGUGCGGCUUUGGAUGUGUAUCCUAACGAACCAGCCAAGAACGGACCUUUGUUCAACGACGAGUUGAACAGCUGGGCUUCCGAGCUGAGAUCCCUCAGAAAUGUGAUUCUCACUCCUCAUAUCGGUGGUUCUACUGAGGAGGCCCAAUCUGCCAUUGGUGUUGAAGUCGGAACUGCUUUGACCAGAUACAUCAACGAGGGUAUCUCCACCGGUGCCGUCAACUUUCCAGAAGUGGCUCUCAGAUCGCUUGACCUGGACCAGGCCGAUGCCGUUAGAGUGCUCUAUAUCCACCAGAAUGUGCCUGGUGUUUUGAAGACUGUGAACAACGUUCUUGCCGAACACAACAUUGAGAAGCAGUUCUCCGACUCCAGAGGCGAUGUUGCCUACUUGAUGGCUGACAUCUCUCACGUGAACGUCGACGACAUCAAGUCGUUGUACCAACAGCUGGAACAGACCACUUACAAGAUCGCCACCAGACUCUUGUACUAG